This is a messenger RNA of Juglans regia (Persian walnut), 519 nucleotides long. RefSeq names its product non-classical arabinogalactan protein 30. The transcript has a single exon. The coding region runs from base 1 to 519 and encodes 172 amino acids. NCBI's taxonomy places the organism in Eukaryota, Viridiplantae, Streptophyta, Magnoliopsida, Fagales, Juglandaceae. The record is from RefSeq and is a predicted model, not a curated record.
AUGGCAAGCAGCCAGCUCUUAAUCCUCUUAUCAUUGUUCAUGCUCCUCCAGUUGGCUUUCCCUAGCAUUACGGCUGCUGAGCAAGAGAAGAAGAUCGAUGUGGUGGUGGAAGGCAUGGUGUACUGCCAGAGCUGUGAGCAAGCUGGAACAUGGUCUUUGUUGGGGGCAAAGCCAAUCCCUGCUGCCAAGGUCAGUGUCGUUUGCAAGAACCACCAGGACCAAGUCAGUUAUUACAAGGUCUUCGAAACAGAUGGGAACGGCUACUUCUACGCACAGUUCAAAGGCUUCAAAAUGAGUCAAUGUCUAUUGGAACAUCCACUCCAAGCUUGCCAUGUUAAGCCCGUCUCUUCCCCUCUUCAAAACUGCAACCACCUCACCAAUGUUAACUACGGUCUCUAUGGCUCCACCCUUCGUUACGAGACCAAGAAAUUAUUAGGAAGCAACUAUGAAGCCGUCAUCUACGCUGCAGGGCCCUUGGCAUUCUGGCCUGAUCAUUGCCCUCUCCCAUCUCACGUCUAA